CCCCAGCGUACCUACCAUACUGAUCAAACCUCGCAGUAUGUCCUGCCCAACGACGCGCCAGAGCAUGAUCGUUUGGAGGUGCAAGCUCGCGUACUGUCCGGAGUCAUGAAUGGCAACAUUAUACACGCGCCCGUCCACGCACCCGCAGUAAGAAGAGUGUUAGACGUCGGUUGCGGUACAGGACCGGUGACAGGUUACCUUGGCCGCAAAUACCCACAUGCGGACGUUGUCGGACUCGAUAUCAGCGUUGUACCUCAAUGCAGGGCCUGGCCUCCAAACGUGCGCUUUCUGCAAGGCAACGUCUUGACGAUGUCACCAAUACGAGGUCUCGAUUUCAACUGUGGUCGGCGAGCGCAACAGUGGAUGCGGGAUGCUGGAUUCGACAAUGUCAAAGCCCAUCCCUAUCGAUGCAAUCAAGGCGGAGCUUGGGAGACCGAUCAGGCAUGGCGGGCCUUUGGCGAAUACGUUGCUACGGCAAUGGUGGAAGUCAUUGGCCUGAUCAUGCGAAAGCUGCUGCCAGCUCAGCCAGGUGCAACCGAAGAGGUGCUGGAGCAAAUGGUG
This is a messenger RNA of Baudoinia panamericana UAMH 10762, 561 nucleotides long. RefSeq lists its product as uncharacterized. The transcript has 2 exons. The annotation marks the transcript as partial. NCBI's taxonomy places the organism in Eukaryota, Fungi, Ascomycota, Dothideomycetes, Mycosphaerellales, Teratosphaeriaceae. The record is from RefSeq and is a predicted model, not a curated record.